Molecule: messenger RNA, 2151 nt
Organism: Macadamia integrifolia
Lineage: Eukaryota; Viridiplantae; Streptophyta; Magnoliopsida; Proteales; Proteaceae
Product: transcription repressor KAN1-like
Exons: 6
Coding region: 369-1589 (406 amino acids)
Biological process (GO): abaxial cell fate specification; regulation of DNA-templated transcription
Cellular component (GO): nucleus
Molecular function (GO): transcription cis-regulatory region binding
Source: RefSeq, a predicted model, not a curated record
UCCAUGCCUCUCUUUUUUUAAUUCGUCUUUCUUUGCGUAACAAAAUACAUAUCCUCUCUCUCUCUCUCUCUCUCUCUCUCUCUCUUCUUCUCGAGCAUGUCUGUUUGUUGAGGAAGAGAGGACUAAAAGAGUGUCUUUAUUAAGACCCUCUUUGAUUAAUUCCAUCCUCAUCUCAUAUAUCUCACAUUUCGAGCAUACCAAGGAGCCACUCCCCUCACUCUGUUCUCUCCUCUCCUCCCACAUCACCCCACCAUACCCUUCUAUCAGUCCUCCACAAGUUGAAGGAUAAGGAUCAAAACCCACUUCAAAAAUUUACAUACCCAAUUGAGUUUAACCUUAGAACAGGAAAAUUCCUCAUCUAAUCUACAAUGUUUGUUGAAUCCUCUUCCAUGCCUGCUCCUGAUCUUUCCUUGCACAUAAGCCCUCCUAAUACUUCUCCUUCAUCGAUUUGUAAUAGCGAACCAGACACCGGAUUUGAUCUUUGGCGACGACCUGAAGGUAUGAGGUUAAAUAGUGAUAGUUCAGUGAAGAUUGACUCCCAGGCUUACACAGAGCUUUCACUAGCUAACCCAAGAAAUGGGUUAGAAGCUGAGAGCUCUUGGAGGAGAAACUUCACAAGAGGAAGUGAAGAACAUCUUAACAGUAACUGGGUUAAUCAACUAAAUCAUGGGGGAGUAUUACUUCACGAUAUCUCAGAUGGGUUGAAUGGGUUGAGACCCAUAAAAGGGAUUCCAGUUUAUCACAACCGUUCAUUCCCUUUCAUGCCUUCUUGGUCUUCAUCAUCACCACCUUCUGCUUCUCCUACUUCUCCCUUUCUACAUGGAGUUUUGGAUCCCAAUUCUUCAUCUCCGUCGCCGUCACCGGCUUAUCGGAUUGCCGGUGUCUCAAGGUUUAAUGGGUUUUCUUCAGAUUCACUACAGCAUCACUACAACCACCACCACCACCAACAACAACAAUAUGGAAUGGGAGCUUCAGAGGUUUAUUCUCAUGGGAUGAUUAGAUCAAGAUUUAUGCCAAAGAUACCUGUAAAGAGGAGUAUGAGGGCACCGCGAAUGCGAUGGACAAGCACUCUUCAUUCUCGCUUUGUUCACGCGGUGGAGCUCCUUGGCGGCCAUGAAAGGGCUACUCCAAAAUCUGUUCUUGAGCUCAUGGAUGUCAAAGAUCUCACAUUAGCUCAUGUUAAGAGUCAUUUACAGAUGUAUCGAACUGUUAAGACCACUGAUAGACCUGCUGCUUCCUCAGGCCAAUCAGAUGGGUCUGGAGAAGAAGAUAUUGCAUCAGCAGCUGGCGAUCUUAGAUUAAAUCAAAGAGGAUCAUCAGAUGGAUCUGUACAGCUAGAAUCAGAUUACCCUUCUACCACUACCUUGUGGAGUAACUCUUCAAGUGGUAGAGGAUUGUCACCGCAAACUAACACAACUGACAUGGAUGGGCAUAGACCUUCGACCUUCUUGUCCCAACAAAGAUCUGGAUACCAAGUAGAGGAGAGCAAUUUCAGCAGAUCAAAAAGCUUCCCGGGGUCCCAAAUCAAGAAUCCUAGCUUGGAAUUCACCUUAGGAAGACCUGGUUGGCAUGGUGAAGAGCAUGAUUGAAAUGCUAGAGGCUUUUCAUUCUUUUAAGUGGGCAUCCCUUGAUUGAAUCCAGUUUCUUCAUGGGUGACAUAAAGGGAACAUAUAGAUAUAUACAUAUAUGGUCACACACACAUUGAGAGAGACAAGUCUGCAAAGGCAUUGAGUUGGAAGGAGGAAAGACAAAGCCAUAUCUUAGUUAUCCCACUCAUGUAAGUCUCUGCUGUAUCGAACAUUGCAAUCUCUUUUUGGGUUUUUGUAAGUGGCUGAAGCUGCACUUUAUUCUGAGCUGAUAUUAUUCCAUGUGGAUGCUGAGAAAGAAGAAGAAAAGAGAAGAAAGAAGGGAAUCAAGUCUCAAUGGAGCACUAUGUGGGUUAUGUUCUCUUUUUAAAUUUAAAAGAAAGAAAGGGAAAUUAAAGGUCUAAUCCAAUACACUCUGAGCGUUUCUCAUGGGAAGUUUGUCUUGUGAGAGUGUGAAAGCUUGACUUUUAAGAGAUCUCUUUAUGUCAUUAGCUUCAUCUAGAUCUGAUAUUAAAGUUCAUAUGCCCACACAAAAAGGUAUGGUGCAUAAUUGUGUUUACGUUCA